AUGGCUUCGAUUUUAAAACCAGGCCAAAUCCUGAAAGGUCGCCUCUCGACAUACUCCCUAGUAAAGGAAUUAUAUAAAUCUACCGACAAUGGUGUCGUGAAUUGCGAGGAAGAGAAAUGCAUCCUCAAGAGCGUCCCAAAGCAUUGGCGCUUACAGAAUGAGUCCGCCAUUCUGAAGCAAUAUCAAUCUAAAACCACUCAUUUACGACCACUAUUAGACGAAAUUCAACAACCAUCCGAACCGUCCAGUAUUGUCUUGCAAUAUCUAGAUACGGAUCUAUUAAGCGCAUCUAACAAGGAGCGAUUAUCACGGCCCAAAAUCAAGCAAGUUGCAAAGAGCAUUCUUGAAGCUCCGAGUGUGUUCCAUAAGGAUGAACUAGUACACACAAAAGGCCAAUUAAUCGGUGCUGCCAUCAGUCGUAGUCCAGAAGCCGCUUUCCAACUUCAUUGGGGUACAGCUACUGAUAUAUGGUCAUUCGGUAACGCGAUCUUAAGCCUGAUUUAUGGCGGGGACUACCAUUUAUUCAAUCCGGCCAUUGAAGGAUAUAAGCUGGAAGAUGAAGAAUAUUUAUACACGGUUCUCAAACGCAUGUAUAAAUUCUUCGGCCCCUUUCCUAAGUCGUAUGAUGACUUCAAGGACCCCGAUGUGAUCAGGGUCGUCAAUGCACUCCAUCUUAUGGGUCCUCCAGAGAAGCCGUUCCAUCUUGUUACGUCUAGAGAGAUCUCACCUGUAGACAAGGAAUUUGUCCUUAAGAUUAUGAAAUUGGAUCCAAGGGAUAGGCCGACGGCAGAACAAUUGCUUGCUGAUGAUUGGUUUACAGAAGAGUCCGAAGACACGAGAGUGCCCCUUUAG
Hypoxylon trugodes is the source of this 852-nucleotide messenger RNA. RefSeq names its product kinase-like protein. The transcript is spliced from 4 exons. The record is from RefSeq and is a predicted model, not a curated record. Gene Ontology annotation, molecular function: protein kinase activity; ATP binding. Gene Ontology annotation, biological process: protein phosphorylation. Bases 1 to 852 code for a protein of 283 amino acids. NCBI's taxonomy places the organism in Eukaryota, Fungi, Ascomycota, Sordariomycetes, Xylariales, Hypoxylaceae.